ACAAAAGGAAACGUCAGUUUAUUUCUAAUGCUGCCAUUUAAUAAUAUUCCUGAAAGUUAUAUAAAAAUUAUAAUUAUUUAUACUGAUUCCGACUUAUAACAUCCUUUUAAAAUAUAUUUCAAGCAAAUUGUAAACGAACUAUCAUGCUAUUGCUUUCAUUAGAUAAUUUAAUAAAAAUUAAUUUUAAAGAUACAAAAACUGCUGCAAUUAAUUUUGGUGUGGCAAUGCCAUUUCUAUCUCGAGUUUGUUUCGGCUGCGGCAGUGAUUCCGUCGUUUGGCGAUUUUCGCGCAAACGGUUUCCGUAAAUUUCGCGUAAACAUGCUAAAAAUUUAUACAAAUUUCUUAUUGGAAAAAACAGAAUGCCUCCGCAGUUGGUGUUGAAUGUUUUAAUUAUAUUCAAUAAGUGAAAAUCACGUGACAAAUUUAUAUUGCAAGACAUAAUUGGCGCAGUGGCGACCAAAAUUUUUUUUCUAAUUAGAAGUAGAAGGUAGGCAGCAAUCGUUUUUGCUGUGAAUGUGAAAAGUGUAAAGUGUGAUAAAGCAUUGGAGAACGAAAAAAUAUUGCAAUAAUAAUAAUCGGUCAAAGUGUAAGGAAUCGGAAUACACGAGUAAUAAUUUUUUCACCUCCAUCCAUUGCAUCGGUAUACAAUUGUUGAUUUAUUAAUGAAAAUUGAUGUGUGAGAAAAGCAAAAUUUGUGAAUCACUUGAAAUUGUCUAAAUGCAAUUAACCUACUCGUUGCCAUUUUUUGAGCCGCCUCCCUUUUUGGUGGAGCGCUGCUUACUCCAACUGCUCAUUGCUAACACAUGUCAACAACAGUUCUUUAAAAGCAGUAUCGAAUCCAACAAGAUCUUUAGUUGUACCCGCAACCAUUGUAAGAAGCAAGUGCUACAAAAACGGUCCAUUAAAAAUUAACAAAGACUACAAAAUUGAUAAAGUGAAAUUUUAUUGUGAGACACCACACUGUUAAAUAAUCACUAAGGAUAUUACAAAAUACAUUUUUUUAAACCAUUAGCGUGCAAAAAGGAAUAAAUAUAUACACGUACAAUGUCGGAAUUGCGUCGACGAAGGCAUCAAAUACAACUGACACUAGCCACUUUGGUUUUAGCAGCGACACCACCAGCGCAGCAACGAAAAAAGCCACCAAUUUUGUGGCCAAUAUCGUUUAUAACGGUUUCAUUAACAAUGUUAUUUUUGCUACAAAUAAGGCCAGCAGAUGGUAGGUACAGCAUUGAUCCAAUCCACACUAGAAUUUACAAAGCCUUCCUUUUAGCCACACCCAUCGAAAUAGUGUUUAAUACCACACGCAAUUCACCAUAUGCGGACAACGCGGCAAACAAGUGGAUGUCUCACAACAGUAAUAUAAAUAAUAACGCUGCUAAUGGAAGUGCACGAAAAGCAACUGACCGCCAUCAAGAGAAUGCGAUAGUGGCUACAGCGCCUUCAUCAUCAACGGCUGCGGCAUCAACUGGUGGAAGGAAUAUGGGCAACAAUAAUUUGAAGCACGAUGAUACGUUGCCAAUAGCGUUAGUGCCGCAACAGACCACCGUAUCAACGCCGUUGUUGCACCAGCUUAGUGGACACCACAGUAACAGUAACAAGAGAGAGAGGCCGCUGAAAUGCCAUUGUGACAUUUGUAAGGACACAAAUUUCAUAUGCGAAACGGAUGGCUAUUGCUUUACAUCGGUGGUGAAGGAUGAGGACAAAAUCAUAUUUAGUUACAGGUGCCUAGAAAAGAAGUAUGAUCUGCAGCGUGAACCGCUCGAAUGCCUGACUAGCCGCGAGAAAAAGAACGUCUAUGUAGUUAAAUGUUGUAGUGAAGACUUCUGCAAUAAAGAUGAACUAUUGAAAUUGAGUUUUGGCACAGAAUUCUUGCCUGAAGAGCCGCUAAACGCUUGGGUUUUGGUCGUCAUCAUUUUCGGCGCCACGCUCUUCAUCUGCUUAUCGGUACUGUUGUCGUUGUGCUUCUGGCAGCGUCGCAAACGCAAUAGUAAUGGACGUACCUUCCCGCCAGAUGAUUCGGUGUGCGAUCCCAUACUCAAUGGCAACACCAUACAAGACAUUAUCGAGAUGACAACAUCGGGUUCCGGUUCAGCCGGUUUGCCACUGUUGGUGCAGCGUUCAAUUGCACGCCAAAUACAACUCUGUCAUGUAAUUGGCAAAGGACGCUUCGGUGAAGUAUGGCGUGGUCGCUGGCGUGGCGAAAAUGUCGCCGUAAAGAUCUUCUCCAGUCGCGAGGAGUGCUCUUGGUUUAGGGAGGCUGAAAUCUAUCAGACUGUGAUGUUGCGUCACGAAAAUAUACUAGGUUUCAUAGCGGCCGAUAAUAAGGAUAAUGGCACUUGGACCCAACUUUGGUUGGUCACUGACUACCAUGAGAAUGGUUCAUUAUUCGAUUACCUCACCACGCAUACCGUGGAUACGAAAACUAUGCUCAAUAUGGCGCUCUCCAUUGCCAUCGGUCUGGCACAUUUACACAUGGAUAUUGUGGGUACACGUGGCAAGCCAGCGAUCGCACAUCGUGACCUCAAAUCCAAAAAUAUACUCGUCAAAUCCAAUCUCAGCUGUGCGAUAGGUGAUCUUGGUUUGGCGGUGCGUCAUGUGGAGAAGAAUGAUUCCGUCGAUAUACCAUCGACACAUCGUGUGGGCACCAAACGUUAUAUGGCACCCGAAGUGCUGGACGAGAGCAUGAAUGCACAGCAUUUCGAUUCGUAUAAGCGUGCCGAUGUGUAUGCGUUCGGUUUGAUAUUGUGGGAGAUAGCGCGUCGUUGCAACAUCGGCAUGAUAUACGAUGAAUAUCAAUUGCCAUAUUUCGAUGUUGUACAACCUGAUCCUAGUAUUGAGGAGAUGAAGAAGGUGGUUUGCAUUGAUAAAAUGCGUCCGAAUAUACCGAAUCGUUGGCAUGCCUCCGAUGUGCUGCACGGCAUGGCGAAAGUGAUGAAAGAGUGCUGGUAUCCGAAUCCUGUUGCGCGUCUUACGGCGUUGCGCAUAAAAAAGACGCUGGCCAACAUAACGGUCGAGGAUAAAGUGAAGAACUGAUUGUAGUUGUAGUUGUAGUAGUGUGCAGCCAUUUAUGGCAUGAAACUAACGGAUAUAAAUUGUACUAUUUGAAAUUGCGGAAGGCUGCCGCAAAGCGUCACAUGCAUUUUUUUGUUGUGGCAGCAACAAGCGCAAAAUUCACCUUCUCUACACCUCCCUUUCUGUGUACUUUUCUGCUGUAAAGCAUUGCAAAACGCUGAAUGCGCUGGAAAAGUAUAUUGGAAAAAUUACCUAAAGAGAAGAAGAAGCAUACCUUAAAAUACCUAAUUAACAAAAAAAAAAGAAAUUAAGAAAAUAUGAAAAAAACAAAAAAAAAAAAGAAAAUAUGGUAAACAGAGAAAUUUAUUAAGCUGUUAUAAUUGAUGCAGAGCAUUCUAUUAAAGCACUAAAAGUUGUAUUUGUAAUUUUAAAACUAUAAUUUGUAAUAACAUGUGUAAAGUGUGUAUUUAGACAUAAGAGAGAAAGAGAGAGCGCAACAAAUGUAUGUAACUAAUUGAGAGUAGCAGCAGCAGCAGCUUGAGAUAACACGAAUUAAUUGAAUAUUUAAAAAUUAUUAUUAUUUUGAAAUAAGUUUUGAAAUGUGUGUGGCUGCCUAUAUGUAUAUGUAUGUAUGUGUGUGUGAGAAUUUAGUGUUUAGCUAGAGCAAGGAGAAAAAGUUGAAGUCUGAGGGCAAUUUUGUGUGUGUAUGUGUGUUGAGAAAAAACAAAAACAAAAAUAGCUGUAAAUAUUUUGGAAAUGUACACAAACCUGAGAUUUUCCUAUGGCAGCUGCUAUUUUUUAGAUUUAAAAGCUUAAGCAUUAUUCAACAUUUUUUGUUAAUUUUUUAUUGUCUUAGCUGAUUUGUAACAAUUUAUUGUCUGUUUUUAAUUUUCGAUGCUAAUUUGUUAGACUUUGACGCGUUGUUUAAGCAAAUUUAUCGUGUAAACGUAAGGAGAGAGCGAGAGAGCGCGCAGUUGAGAGUAUUGCUGAUAUUUGUAAGAAUUUCGAAAAAAUAACUGAAAAAUCCAAUAUACAUUUUUUUCUAACUUAAAUGCAGUUCAAAUUUAAAUACAACAAUUAACUUAAUUUUUUUUUAAACAAAUUUUUCAAAAAGUUAUUUUUUGUUUUUUCAAAAUAAUAUUUAAAUUUUUUUUUCAAAUAAUAUUUAAAAAAAUAACUGAAAAAUUCAAUAAAAAAAUAUUUUUGUCUAACGUAAAUGCAGUUACAAUUUAAAUACAAUAAAUAACUUUAAAUUUUUUUCCAAAUAAUAUUUAAAAAAAUUUUUUUCCAAAAUAAUAUUUUAAAAGUUUUUUUCAAAUAAUAUUAUAAAAAAAGUUUUUUUCUUCAAAAUAAUAUAAUAAAAAUUUGCUAUUUGCCAAAUUAAAUCAAAUUAAUUAACUAUUUUUUUAAAAAGAAAUCUUUCGAACAUCUCCACUAAUUGAAUAAAUUGAAGCGCAUACUGAACUGCCAUCAAUUAAGCAAUUUAACUAAGCUCAUUUAUAUUUACAUAAUACAUACAAACAUACAUAUAUGUAAAUGCUCAUUACGGCAGUUGCAACAACUUUUAAAGUUAGACAACGAACACAGUUAGCAAAAACAACAACAACUACACACAAACAAAAAAAAAUAAUAACAAACAAGAAAAGACUCUGACUAAAGACUGAUACAUAGCAACAGUUACAGUGAAUAUCGCCAUACCGUUAAUUAGUAUCCUUUUUAGAGCAAUUUUUUGGCGCUUAAAAACAAAGUAAUAAUUUUAAUAAUAAUCUUUUCUUUAAUUUAAACUUUUAUAAAGAUAAUUUUUUGUUUCUACUUUCCUACUUCUCAACUCAUUUCGUACUCGCAUUAAGAUUUUGCCAUUUUUAGAAACAUAAACUUAAGACACAAAAAAGUAAAGUUAAAGGAACUAAAAACAAAAGCAACAAAACUGCAUACUAUAUAAAGACACUUUUAAAUAACAAAAUGAAAAAAAAAGAAAAAAACCAAAAGAACUCAGGAAUUGCCAGUCGUAAUGUAUGUAAAUAAUACCUAUUAUAUAAAGAAAAAUAUCACUCGUUGACUCGAUAACUGCUUUGUUGUUGUGUGCGAAAAUCUAUAGCAAAACAAAACAAAAACAAAAAAACCACUUUCACGAAAAAUUCUACACCGCUUAAUUGGCAUUUCUUGCUUUUUCCUUACGUUUGCAAAGAACAAGUAAAUGCUAUUAACAUUAUUUCGUUAUCUCUUUUUUUUUGGUUUUAUUAAAUUCAAAUAUGCAGGAACUCCUCGUAUAAGUUUGUAUAUUUUAUUUCCUAUGUAAAUAUAACAUUACUUAUGCGCAAAAUUAUUUUGUUUUCAAAAUUGUGUGAAGUGGUUGACGAACAAGAAUUUUUUUUUUAUAGUCUAAAAUGAGUUUGUAUAAAGUGCAGAGGGAUAUAGAAAUGUGGUCCUUUCAACAUAAUAUU
Zeugodacus cucurbitae (melon fly) is the source of this 5456-nucleotide messenger RNA. It is a transcript of the gene babo, whose product is annotated as TGF-beta receptor type-1. The record is from RefSeq and is a predicted model, not a curated record. Gene Ontology annotation, cellular component: plasma membrane; activin receptor complex. NCBI's taxonomy places the organism in Eukaryota, Metazoa, Arthropoda, Insecta, Diptera, Tephritidae. Gene Ontology annotation, biological process: protein phosphorylation; activin receptor signaling pathway; cellular response to growth factor stimulus. Gene Ontology annotation, molecular function: ATP binding; activin binding; activin receptor activity, type I. The transcript is spliced from 7 exons. Bases 1045 to 3033 code for a protein of 662 amino acids.